AUGCGUUUAUAUUUAACUUUAUUGGCUUUAUGUACAUCGUAUCUUGUAUUCGGUCAAGAAGAUUAUACUAAACCUGAUGAUGAAUCGGAUGAAGAUCCUUGUGAAAACGUAAAAUGUAAAUUGGGUGAAAUGUGCAAAGAUGGCAAAUGUAACUGUUUGGAUAGUUGUCCAUCUGAAUGGAAUAGUUAUAAUCGGCAAUUAUGUGUAGAUGGUGUCACAUAUAGACAUGAAUGUGAUCUAUGGAGAAAUCAAUGUUAUUGUCGAUCAGGUGAUUCAAGAUGUGGAAGUGAUCAAUUCAGUAAUCAUAGAGCAAAUGAAAAUUCUGCAAUAAAAUAUUAUGAUGAAUGUCGUGAUCUUAGCGGUUUAUGCGAUUGGGAUCAGAAUGAAAGUACAUUUUCUCUUCGACUUGGAAUGUGGUUUCAAGAGUUGUUACGUCAAAAAUGGUCUUCUGCUUCUUGGUCAAAUGAUGAUGAUAGUCUACUUCGUCCAAUGGAUGCUAAAGCAAGAAGUACUACAAGUAAAUUAGUAUCACAAAGUUCACCUCAUGAAAGAGUUAAUGGUGCUGUGAUUAGUUAUUGGUUUUGUGAACUUGAUCGAAGGAAUAGAGGUUCAUUACAACAAGAUGAUUUGAACUACUUAUAUCAAUUGUUAUUACCUUCAACACCAUGUUUAGAAGUAUUUAUUAAUCGAUGUUCCGGUUCUGGUGGAAUAUCAUUUGAUCAAUGGCAUAAUUGUUUUGAUAUUCCUCAAGGAACAUUCUCAAAAGUGUAUAGAACUCAAUUUCAUUAUAAACCUGAUCGUUCCCCACAAAUUCCUCCACCCUUAAAAUUAGUGUUAUAUUCCAUUUAA
Messenger RNA from Schistosoma guineensis, 849 nucleotides. The record is from the annotation of a GenBank genome assembly. NCBI's taxonomy places the organism in Eukaryota, Metazoa, Platyhelminthes, Trematoda, Strigeidida, Schistosomatidae.